UGUUUAUUGGUGGAAUUUUGCACGCGUCGAAGGAAGUUUAUAUGCAGCUAGGAAAGCGAAGAAUUACUGCAGAUUUUCCGUUGUUUUCCCCUUAAUUCUACCGUCUUAGGUCUAGCCGAUCGUGCCGGCCUUUUAAGGGGAAAUAACAACGUUGUGUUGCCAAAUGGAAAUGGCCGAUUUGGCGGAGGUGAGUGACAGCAUUUCGAUCGCUUUAUCGAGCCGUUGUUACGAUGUUGUUGGGUUCGUUGAAUAAACAUACUCACAUUGUAUUCGCUUGCUUUUCCUUACUAGAAGCGGCCGGCAGCAGGGACGAGUGCCACGGCCAACAGUACCUCCCCUCAUGCCGAUCCAUUUCAUCGUAAAUCGCUUCGAAAGCCUCCGAAAGGAGUCCAGCGAAAACAACAAGGCUCCUCGAAAUUUCGCACCGACGUAAAUGUCGAAUUACAGAAUUUGCCGCUGCUAAAAGGUAUAGUAAACGUACGCUAUUUUGCCGUAUUUAUUUGCCGAAAUGCACCUCGUGUGUUUUUGUUGUUCGUCAAUAUUUGUUUCCUCUCCGCUUUAGAAACGAAUACGACCGAACAACAAGAAUUAUUCGUCAAAAAACUGAAGCAAUGUUGUGUCAUCUUCGAUUUCAUGGAUCCCGUAAGCGACCUAAAAGGGAAGGAAAUAAAGCGAUCCACACUGAACGAACUUGUCGAUUAUAUAACGUCUGGAAGAGGGGUGCUUUCCGAACCAGUUUAUCCAGACAUCGUGAACACGGUAGGGCAAAUUAAUGGCAUGUUUUCAAAAGGCAUCCGCCAUUGUAUCUUGUAAUUACUCGGUGCUGCCUUAUCGAAUGAAUUUCAAACAUUUGUUCGCAUUUUCCCCAGAACCUGAAAGGGUUUCUGUACGUUUAAACGGCACAAAAGACCGUGAAAAGCUUUCCUAAUUUCGUGAAAUUAUCAUGCAUGCUUUCGCUUGCUUCAAAACAGGAAACAAAUACUUCAAAAAUUCACUAAUGUGCAAAACCCAUUUCAUUUCGCAAUCAUGUUGUCACAGGUUAAAUAGCAAUUCACAUAUGCGAGUUCUGUUUAAUUCCCAGCCUUGAAAGGUCCGAACGGCAUCGAGGUUAGGAUAUCUUGUUAAAACGUACAAUUUAAAAUGUUAUUUUGAACGUAUAAGAUGCAUUGUUUACACGCAAAACGUAUGCUGUUUUGUGAGCGAGUUAGCCACAGGUUAAGUCAUUUAAAUUCGAAAAAAUACAAUCAAUUUUUGAAAUGUCCCUGUAAUCUUGACGCCCACAAGAAUCGUGGUUCUUUCCUGGUGAAUUUUAGCCCAGUUUCAUGAGAAUAUACUGCUAAAGAACUUCCUCUUUGACGUAUUUAAGUUUAUUGUAAAUGCAGAAAUGUGUACGUUAAUUUGCUUGUAAAAUUGUGGCCGAAUAAAAACACUAAUUUCUGUUUUCUAUAAACAUGAUUUAAAAAUGCUGAUUACAAUUAAGCAAUCCUGACAGCCAGUUCUUUCAGAGUAUUAAACCUCUAAAACUUCUCAGCCCUCAUAGUAAAAUUUCAAUUUUACAUCACAUUUAGUAAUUUAGUAUUUGCUCAAUUGAAAUUUGAAAUUACUUAAUUUGCUUCUCACCUAAUGCUGUCAAAACGAUUUUCAAAAAAAGUUAUUUGUGAAAUGUUCUCACUGCAAAACAAAUGAUGUUGCAAAGAUUAAUUUUGAGAAGCAAAGUUGUGUUCCAAGAAUAUAUAUUCACACUGACAAGUGAUUUCAUCAAGGGGGGCAUUUAUAUGAUACGAGCAAGCCAGCUGCUAGUCCUGAGAAAGCUUGAUUGGCUUGUAGCCUUGUAUACUGUUUUGGAUGGGAGUCUUUUCAAAAAAAGUAGUAGGCAGCAAUUUUGUGCCGAAGAUACCACCCACCUGGGGUGCAUCGGAGGUUCUCCUCAAAUAGCUAACUCAUCCUUCAAUUUUAGCACACAAACUGCCAUAACUUUGAACAGCUAACAGUUUACCCCGAAAUACAAUUUGAAGUUUGCCAUUUGUGCAGGGUUUAGAAAAUAGGCGUACGGACGUACGAUUGUACACAGAAAUUAGCUUGACUUGCAAACCUUUAAGACAAGUACGACCACUUCUUUUUUUUAAUAUUCUUAUUGUCUAUCAGCUUUAUUGGACACAAUAUAGAAGAAAUAUUUACAAGUUAUAAGUCCAAAGGGGAUAGUGCAACUUAGUAUACGGUAGAGCAUACAACCUCAUAUGGCAUUUCUGAUUUUUUAAGUCCUGAUUCUCGACAGCUAAGUGGCUAACUAAUCGUUCAAUUUUCUUGCACAAAUUGCCGUAACUUUGAACAGCUAACAGUUUACCCUAAAAUACAAUCCGAAAUUUGCGGUUAGCGGUUUGCCAUAAACGUAAUGAAAGAAUGUCCUGUAAAAUUUAUGUUAAUGCAAGAAAUCUUACCCUUCACAUUUCUUCGGUAAGAGGAAAUAUUUUUGUUUAUAUUUUUGAGAAAUAAGCAGCGAUAUCACAGUUGGCUAAAAUUUUGGGAAUCGGCAACAUCUAUGAACGUCGUAAGCAUGUGAGUGUGUUUUUUGCAGGUGGCGUACAAUAUAUUCCGAACGCUUCCUCCAUCGGAAAAUCCCGAUUUUGACCCAGAGGAAGACGAUCCCACGUUGGAGGCAUCUUGGCCCCACCUACAGAUAGUCUAUGAAUUUUUUCUCCGAUUCCUCGAGUCACCAGAAUUUCAACCUACCAUUGCCAAGAAGCAUAUCGAUCAAAAAUUCGUUCUUCAAGUGAGUGGCCGAUACCAUAAUUUAUUUAGGGAUGAACAGUUGGAAAUAAAAAUGGUCUUUUGUGUGAAACUUUUAUGUUUGUCAAGAGUAUUUGACAGGUUUUAAUCCAAUCAACCAAACAUGUUGAACCCUUAACGUCAAGGUUCCUCUUUUGAGUUUCAAAAUUGAUCGCAAUUUUCCUCAUUAGCUUUGCAAUUUAAAAAAUGUCCUUGCUUUUUUUAAAAUCCCUUGAUGGAAUUUGCAAUGUUGCUAAAAACCGAUUAAAUUUUCCUCAGUUCCUGUUAGAAGUUCCUAAAUUCCUGUUCUGUUCUGUUCUGUGUGUUGCAAUUGACUAACAAAAAUAAUCCACCAAUCACAAUGCUCAGAACAGGAAGUCAGGAAAUUAAUACGGGAAGUUAGGAAAAUUUGAAAUGAAGUUUGUUUACAUUGCAAUAUUGCAACAGCCGAUAGGGACAUUGCAAGUUCCCUCAAGGGAUUUGCAACAGGUAGUAGCGAAGUAGUUGUAGUUCGCUAAUGUAGCGAACUACAAUUUUCAAGUAGCCAUUAGUUUUUGACUACUUUUUUAAAACAGUAGCUGUAGUUAUAGCGAACUACAUUUUGCCUAAAAGUAGCCAAGUAGUUGGCUACUUUUCAAACAGCGAAUCGCUAUUCGCUACUUUUUAAAAUUGUUAGCAACUUGAUAGAAUAGCAUGAUACUGAGACACGGUCUGCUUAAAAUCAAUAGCCAAUUUGCACUCCUGAACACUGUAGUGCUUACAAAAAUGUUGCUUUGUGUUUACUGUUGUCUGUUGCUACUUGUAAGUCGAUUUGUUAUAGGUUACAUUACAGCCUGAGUUAAUAGUAGAUGCUCCAAAUACAGUAAAACUAAAAAAUGUACAUUAGCGAAAUAGUUCGCUACAUUUUUUAACCAGUAGCUGUAGUCAGCGAACUACCUUUGUUUCAAAAGUAGCAUAUUUUUGAAGAAGCUGUAGUUAUAGCGAACUACAAAAAUUUUGUAGUCAACCCACCCUUGGCCUCGGGAUUUUGCAUGUGACCGAUUAAUACAGGGUUACCACCCAUUGCAGAUCCACGUAUUGUGGUUAAAAAGUGUGUUACUGAUUCUUAAUACAAUCAUGAACUGAACAUGACAAAUACAAAGCCACGCAAAGUUUAGCUGUUGCGGCAUGCUAAUUUGGUUUGGCUCAACCGUCGAUAUGACAAAAGCUCUCGUGUCCAUUAAAUUGUGCAAAUUUUUGCAACACAUCGCCGGAUUCCAUCACUUCUCUUACCUGUGAUUCCAUCUCUUAUUUUUGCAACACAUCGCCGGAUUCCAUUACUUCUCUUUCAAAUGAACUAAACUUUUUAUAUUGCCAAUGUCCUUUGAUGUGGUACUGCUUAAUACAGAUUCAACUGUAUCUCCACACUGCAGUUGGAAUUGAAUGUUCAAAGUUUGCGGUUUGAUUCCCACUACGGUGAAACAUUUUUCCAGCUAGCCCAGUGUGAAGAUACUCAGAGUAACACAGAGCUACCAAAAAUACGGUAGUUUCUCGUGAGAAUAGACAAUGUUUAUAUUUGCAACUGUUCAUCAUCAAAUACAUAAAAGGUCAUAAUCAAGGUCAUAACUUGUGUGUUUUUCUCAUCUUAGUAACGUGUGUUGAAUUUUUAUCUCCCAGCUUCUAGAACUUUUCGACAGCGAAGACCCGAGGGAACGGGAUUUCCUGAAAACCGUCCUACAUAGGAUCUACGGGAAGUUCCUUGGAUUGCGAGCGUUCAUUCGUAAACAAAUUAACCACAUUUUCUUGAAGUAAGUUAAAAAAAUCGUCUACAGUAUCUGGGUUUUCUGGGGGUAACCCCCACUCUCUGGAAAAUGACCACAACCUCUAGGCUCUAGGAAAAUUCAGCAACGUUUUCCUAAAAUGGCUUUGACCACAAGCAUACUGAAAUUUUCAACAUUUAUGGCAAUUUUAACUUGCAUUAAUAUGGUAAAUACCUAAAAUUGUUUGGUUCUGAUUUCAUGCUUCAAAAAAUUUCCAAGAAUUUUAAUUCCCAGAACUUUUAGUUGCGUAGAUUGUAAUCUGCAAAGAAGCAUCUCAUUUAUUGCCAGUCGUGUGGGCGAUGAACUUGCAAGAAUUUCAAUGAAUACUUGCAUCUGGAAAUGAUCUUCUAAUCUUCCCCCCAAAAUAAUCUUAGCUCAAAUAUCAGUUUUAUGUCAUGCAGAGUGGUAAAAAUAACAAAUGUAAACAAAAGACAUUUCUAAACCGUUUUUUAAUACUUAGAGAAGAAUAUUGAACCAAAAUGAGCUGGAUAUUCAAACUAAAAGAGACAACAAACCAUCAACAAAAACAUCUAUAUUCUAUGUUGUGAAUCACUUGUAAAGUUUGAAAAAAGAACAAUUUAAAUUAACAUCGAAUUUACUGUCGUUCCAAUUGAAGUGUUUCUCAAAUAUUGAUUCAAUACAUUACCUCAGGCUGACCAAUUCAUUUCAUCAAGUUCCUCGAUAUAUUCAUACACUUCCUGUGAAAGAGCCAAUUCCAAGAAUUUGAUCAUUUCUGGUCACUUCCUUUCUAUUUAUGAUUGGUUAGUUGCACAAACAACAAAGGUGAUUGGUGCAUUCAAACUAUUCAACAGGAAGUUUACAAUUAUACUAGGAAGUGUAUGAAUAUUUCGAGGAACUUGAUGAAAUGAAUUGGUCAGCCCGAGGUAAUGUAUUGAAUCAAUAUUUGAGGAACACUUCAAUUGGAACGACAGUAAUGGUGUAUCAAACCCUAUGUCUGUAAUAUGAUGAUUUUUUUGUGCUUAAAUUUUGCAAUAAUUAUCAUGAAAAUAUCUUAAAAAUCCUUUUAAACUUUUUUUAUAUUUAAAAGUACAGCAUAACAAUGCACAACAUCGAUAACGAGUCGCAAAACUCAAGGUUGUAAACAUUUUGAACUUUGUGACCGUGUGACAUGAAACUGCCACGUCAACUCUACUGUAGCUGUUUUGAAAACAGGUGUAAACCUAUCUAUUUUUCAUUAACAGGUUUAUUUAUGAAACUGAACAUUUUAAUGGAGUUGGAGAACUGUUAGAAAUUUUAGGAAGGUAAUUAAUUAUGCAUGCUUUUUCGAUGUCGAAUCAGAUUUUAUCUCUAGACAGAUAUGUAUCUACUAAAAUGGCUCCUAGUGAAGUACAGAAUUAUAAGGUCCCACCAAUGGGUAAUUCCAGAUAUAGACUAAAUUUUGAUCAAGGCAAGAAGAACGAAAGCCAACACCACAGCUAGAAAGAGCGUCUUAGAGUUAGAAUGAGUAAAACUGCAAAGAUUGGUUGCUAAAUGUUGUAAAAUGAAGAAAAAAUGUUGUAAAAUGAAGAAAAUAUAGUCCUGUGAAGUUCACAAAUUUUGUAUAUACUGUAUAUAUAACAAUUCACAACCAAACUUUGCAAUUUUACUCAUUUUAAGAUGUUCUUUCCAGAAUCAGCUAUACUGUACUAAUGGAUUUUGUUCGAUCAAAAUUUAAUCAUUGUAAAUCUGAAAUCAUUUCAUAGGCUUGGUGGCAGACUUCAUAUGUCAGUUACUGUAGGGUUAUAAGCCAUCUUGUACUCUUUUAGUAGAUAUGUCUGUAGAUCUUCUAGCCAGAAUUUGUUGUUUUCAUCUAAGUCAAACACUGUAUCGUACGAUGAUAGGGCAUUCUCGAUUUGUGCAUCCAGCCUUUGGAACUCUCUGCCUUCGAAACUAUAUUUUAAUUAUGUCAUGUAAAUAGACUUUGUAUUUUAAUGAUCUCAUGUCAAUUAGAGCUGUGUGCCGGAGCCGGACCCCCAGCAUAUUUUGCCGGAGCUGGAGUUGAGAAUUAGUUCAUAUUUCAAUGAACUUUUAGUAAUGGAAAAAUUAAGUUGAAUGAUUUGAAGUUACUAUAAAAUUUAAUUACUUUCUCCGAUCCUAUUCAUGGCUUCGAAAAUUCUGCAAGCGCAUUGCUAUCGCUUUUUAUACAAAAAUUUGCUGACCCCAAUGUAUUUUGGGCAAAAAUACCACGCUGCCAUGCAGUUUUAUUUUCUACAAAACUUUGUUUAAACAAGCUCCGAAGCAGUGACACCGUAUAUUUGAUAAGUAAAGGGGAAAGCUCAAAAAGGAAUAAAACAUAUUCUGAAAUUACACUGAAAUACUUACUGCCGGAGCUAAAAUAACAGGAGUUUACACAGCUUUAAUGUAGAUAGACUUUGUAUUUUUGUCUUAUGUACAGUAGUUAGUACUAUACAGUAGUGUUAUCUUGUAAGAGUAUUCGGCGCAAUAUGAUGCCCCUGAAACAUAUGUUGUUAUUAAUCCUAUGAUUUGUGAUUUGUCUAGUAUUAUCAAUGGAUUUGCACUGCCACUCAAAGUGGAGCACAAACAGUUUCUAAAUAAAGUUUUGAUUCCUCUUCAUAAAGUCAGAUGUUUAGGAUUAUAUCAUGCUCAGGUAUUUAUACUUCGAGAUUUUAAAACAUGCUUACCCUAGCUGUUGGCUCGCACAUUUUAAUGAUGCCUGUAUUUUUGUAAUUGAAAGUUUGAAAUCAAAACAUAUUCUUUAUUUCUCGUUUAUAGUUAGCAUAUUGUGUUGUACAGUUCUUAGAAAAAGAUGCUGCAUUGACUGAGCAAGUAAGUUUCUGCUGACAACAGACAAUUCCCAUUAUAGACUAAUUUUAAAACUAGGCAAGGAGAUGCAAAUAAAUCACCACAGCUAGAAAGAGCAUAUUAAAAUGAGUAAAUCUGCAAAGUUUGGUUGCGAAAUGUUGUAAAAUGCGGAAAAUAUAGCCUUGCAAAGUUUGAAAAUUUUGUAUACUUUUGUAUUGCGUGCGGAAAUUGCUACCAUUUUCGGCCCAAAUGUGGUAGGAAUUUCCGCACGCAAUACAAAAGUAUACAAAAUUUGCGAACUUUGCAAGGCUAUAUUUUCCGCAUUUUACAACAUUUCGCAACCAAACUUUGUAAUUUUACUAAUUUUAGUAUGCUCUUUCUAGCUGUGGUGAUUUAUUAGCAUCUCCUUGCCUAUAGUUUUAAAAUUAGUCUAUAAUGGAAAUUGUCUAUUGUUUUGUAUUUCCUAAACCUGGUUUACAAUAUCAAAGUUUCUGUGAUCACAGUAGGAAUUUUGCAUGGGUAAAUUCUAAGUUUUGAAGAAUUUGCCAGAAAUGUUUGAGGGAAUUAGCCAUUCCGAAGUUGAUGAGUGGACUGGGGACGAGUGUUAAAAAGUGCCCAAAUUAAGAAAUGAACCAAAUCACUAAAAAGACCACCUCGAAAUUAGUAAGUAUACAAAGUUUGAAAACGUUUACAUGAAUGCCCUUCGAAUAAUAAGCUUUCGAAAAUCGCGAUAUUUACCGAUGAAAUGUACUGUAAUUUUUGUUUUGGGGACGCGCGUACCAAAACCAAUCUUUUUUAAAAUCAGUAAUUUCACAAUUUGUGAAAGCUUAUUAUUCGAAGG
Paramuricea clavata is the source of this 8169-nucleotide messenger RNA. The record is from the annotation of a GenBank genome assembly. Lineage: Eukaryota; Metazoa; Cnidaria; Anthozoa; Malacalcyonacea; Plexauridae.